Messenger RNA from Oncorhynchus kisutch (coho salmon), 5727 nucleotides. Its product is annotated as receptor-type tyrosine-protein phosphatase alpha. Gene Ontology annotation, molecular function: protein tyrosine phosphatase activity. The coding region runs from base 512 to 3016 and encodes 834 amino acids. The transcript is spliced from 23 exons. The record is from RefSeq and is a predicted model, not a curated record. Lineage: Eukaryota; Metazoa; Chordata; Actinopteri; Salmoniformes; Salmonidae. Gene Ontology annotation, biological process: protein dephosphorylation.
UCUGUUUCGUAACGAUGUCACAGAUUCACCGCCAGAUGUCGCACUGGCGCUAUGGAUGGAGGGAGAGGAGGGGCCAGGACUGGGAAUUCUCUGCUUCCCAUCCCUCCUUAAUGCAGACAACAUGGCGGACUAAAAGAUACGGCUGACCCGCCCGGAUACAGCGAAUAAACAGUGGGAUUCACGCCCCCUAUGCUCAAGGAAGACGGAGAGACACCAAUUUGUUAGAAACACCCUCGGGAACAUUGAGGAAUUUUUGGGACCGUUCUAGUCAUUCGUUAACAUAAACAUACUUGCGAUCUGUUGCCUCCAAAUUGGCGGUCUGUCCCAGAUCGUUCAUAUCACCCAGGCCCCCCACCCCACAUACACACACUAUUGGUUCCUGGGGUGUGAAGACAGGGGCUGGGGUUAAGAACGUGGAAAAAAGGAAGAAAGGAAUUGCACAACUGUAAAUAUUCAGGAUUGUGCAAAACCAAACGGAAGUCGUGGACCACACUGUGCGAAUGAGUGAUUGAUGCCAAAUUCGCUCCUUAAGGGCAGUAUGGGUGUGUGUCCCCUGCUCCUGCUGCUCAGUGUGGCCCUCGGGGUCUCUGUCUCAGCCCAGGGACCAUCUCUCACCCCCACAGAAGGUCCAGUCUCCACUGCCAAACCCACGGAUUCUCCAGCCACCACCCUCCACAAUGUUCCAGUGGCAACCACCACCACCCCUCCAACAACCGCAACGACACUGACAACAACCAGCACCGCAGAGGGGAACAUAUUGACUGCAGGCCCCAGUGUCACCCAGGUGCCCAUUCCCCCUCCACCACCCCCCGGCCCCACCAUAGCCCCCCAAGUCCCCACGGGUGCAACCACUGCCCCGCAACCACCCCCUGCUCCGACCACUGUCAGUCGGGGUGGGGAGAAUGGGACCACACCCUCUGCUCCGGACAGUCACACAGAUCCCUCGCUGGAGACCACCAUAGAACCUACGGUGGAAGCCACGUCGCCCGACACUACUAGUGACACUACAACAGGUGGUGGAGAAGACGGCACAGACCAAAAUACGCAAUCAGAUGACACGCCCAUCAUUGCGGUGAUGGUGGCUCUGUCAUCCCUGCUCGUCAUCGUCUUCAUCAUCAUCAUCCUCUAUAUGCUCAGGUUUAAGAAGUACAAGCAGGCCGGCAGCCAUUCCAACUCCUUCAGGCUGACCAACGGUAGAUCAGAUGAUACAGAGCUCCAGAGUGUGCCGCUAUUGGCCCGCUCGCCUAGCACCAACAGGAAGUACCCACCCCUUGUUGUUGACAAGCUGGAGGAGGAUAUGAAUCGUCGCAUGGCUGAUGACAACAAGCUCUUCCGGGAGGAGUUCAAUGCGCUGCCGGUGUGUCCUAUCCAGGCGUCAUGCGACGCGGCCUCUAAGGAGGAGAACAAGGAGAAGAACCGAUACGUCAACAUCCUGCCAUAUGACCACUCCAGGGUGCAUCUGUCGUCUCUAGAGGGAGUUCCAGACUCUGACUUCAUCAAUGCGUCCUUCAUCAACGGUUACCAAGAGAAGAACAAGUUCAUUGCAGCUCAAGGGCCAAAGGAGGAGACUGUAAACGACUUCUGGAGAAUGAUCUGGGAACAGAACACCGCCACCAUCGUGAUGGUGACCAACCUGAAGGAGAGAAAAGAGUGUAAGUGUGCCCAGUACUGGCCUGACCAGGGCUGCUGGACCUACGGCAACAUCCGGGUCUCUGUGGAAGACAUGAUGGUGCUGGUGGACUACACCAUCCGCAAGUUCUGCAUCCAACAGGUGGGGGAUGUGGGGGGUAAGAAGCCCCAGCGGCUGGUGACCCAGUUCCACUUCACCAGCUGGCCAGACUUUGGCGUUCCCUUCACACCCAUCGGCAUGCUUAAGUUCCUCAAGAAGGUCAAGACCUGCAACCCCCAGUACUCCGGCCCCAUCGUGGUCCACUGCAGUGCGGGGGUGGGGAGGACCGGUACCUUCAUAGUGAUAGACGCCAUGUUGGAUAUGAUGAACACCGAGAGGAAGGUGGACGUCUUUGGCUUCGUCACGCGCAUCAGAGCCCAGCGCUGCCAAAUGGUCCAGACCGACAUGCAAUACGUGUUCAUCUUCCAGGCCAUGCUGGAGCACUACCUGUACGGAGACACAGAGCUGGAGGUGACCUCCCUGGAGUCCCACCUGGCCAAGCUCUACGCCCCCUCCGCCGCCGGCUGUGGGGGCAUGGAAGCAGAGUUCAAGAAGCUGACCUCCAUCAAGAUCCAGAACGACAAGAUGAGGACGGGCAACCUGCCGGCAAACAUGAAGAAGAACCGAGUUCUCCAGAUCAUCCCAUACGAGUUCAACAGAGUGAUCAAUCCAGUCAAGAGAGGGGAGGAGAGCACGGAUUAUGUCAACGCUUCCUUCAUUGAUGGCUACCGUCAGAAGGACUCGUACAUGGCCAGUCAGGGCCCCCUGCAGCACACCAUCGAAGACUUCUGGAGGAUGAUCUGGGAGUGGAGGAGCUGCUCCAUAGUCAUGCUCACUGAGCUGGAGGAGAGAGGACAGGAAAAGUGUGCUCAGUAUUGGCCCAGUGAUGGGGUGAUGGUGUGUGGUGACCUCUCCAUCGAGCUGAAGAGGGAGGAGGAGAGUGAGAGCUACACUGUUAGAGACCUCCUGGUUACCAACAACCGGGAGAACAAGGCUCGUGCGGUGAGGCAGUUCCAUUUUCAUGGCUGGCCGGAGGUGGGCAUCCCCAGCGACGGAAAGGGGAUGAUCAACAUCAUCGCCGCGGUCCAGAAGCAGCAGCAACAAUCUGGCAACCACCCCAUCACUGUCCACUGCAGUGCGGGCGCGGGGCGGACGGGGACCUUCUGUGCCCUGAGCACGGUCCUGGAGCGGGUGAAGGCUGAAGCCAUCCUGGAUGUCUUUCAGACUGUCAAGAGCCUCCGGCUGCAGAGGCCCCACAUGGUGCAGACACUGGAGCAGUACGAGUUCUGCUACAAAGUGGUCCAGGAGUAUAUCGAUGCCUUUUCUGACUACGCCAACUUCAAGUAGGGACCCACACAGGGGACGGACAUCCGUACACAGUCAUAAACACACACCAAACCCACACGUACCCGACGGAAAGAAAACAAACUGUUCACGGCUUAGAUGACUGGGCAGCCUGCCUGCACAGAGGAAAAGGGAAUGGAAGUUUUGUGACGGAGCCAAGUGCAGCGCUGCAGUGUACCGGAGGGAGUGAAUAUCAGAGAUGCCUUCUUGAAUAUUUUGUAAUAUUGAGCUUGUUAAUACGGGCCCCUUGUCCCUAUCCCCCCACAUCUAUCCCCCCACAUCGACACUCCCCAAUCCACCCAAUGUACAUAUACUGUACUUAUCCUGUCACAUUUGGGGGUUUUGUUUUUAGAUCAAGUUUAAGUUUGGCUGCAUUUUUAGGGUGACGUUAUGUGUUUUAUGGGUAUGUGUGUGUACAUAGACCGUGCCAGUCAAAGGUUUGGACACACUUACUCAUUCAAGGGUUUUUCUUUAUUUGUACUAUUUUCUACAUUGUAGAAUAAUAGUGAAGACACAAACUAUGAAGUAACACAUAUGAAAUCAUGUAGUAACCAAAAAAGUGUUAAACAAAUCAAAAUAUAUGGUAUAUUUGAGAUUCUUCGAAGUAGACAUCCUUUACCUUGAUGACAGCUUUGCAAACUCUUGGUGUUGUCUUAACCUGGAAUGCUUUUCCAACAGUCUUGAAGGAGUUCCCACAUAUGCUGAGCACUUGUUGGCUGCUUUUCCUUCACUCUGCGGUCCAACUCCUCCCAAACCAUCUCAAUUGGGUUGAGGUCAGGUGAUUGUGGAGGCCAGGUCAUCUGAUGCAGCACUCCAUCACUCUCAUUCUUGGUCAAAUAGCCCUUACACAUCCUGGAGGUGUGUGAGGUCAUUGUCCUGUUGAAAAACAAAUUAUAGACUCACUAAGUGCAAUGCAGAAUGCUGGUUACGCUUGCCUUGUAUUCUAAAUAAAUCACUGACAGUGUCACCAGCAAAGCACCAUCACACCACCUCCUCCAUGCUUCAUGGUGGGAACCAUACAUGCAGAGAUCAUCCGUUCACCUACUCUGCGUCUCACAAAGACACGGCGGUUGGAACCAAAAAUCUCAACUUUGGAUUCAUCAGACCAAGGGACAAAUUUCCACCGGUCUAAUGUUCAUUGCUUGUGUUUCUUGACCCAAGCAAGUCUCUUCUUCUUAUUGGAGUCCUUUAAUAGUGGAUUCUUUGCAGCCAUUUUGACCAUGAAGGCCUGAUUCAUGCAGUCUCUGAAGAGUUGAUGUUAUGAUGUGUCUGUUACAUGAACUCUGAAGCAUUUAUUAUUGCUGCAAUCUGAGGCUUGUAACUGUAAUAAACGUAUCCUCUGGAGCAGAGGUAACUGGGUUUUCCUUUCCUGUGGCGGUCCUCAUGAGAGCCUGUUUCGCCAUAGCGCUUGAUGGAUUUUGCAACUGCACUUGAAAAAUGUCAAAGUUCUAGAAAUGUUCUGGAUUUCCUGACCUUCAUGUCUGUCAUUUCUCUUUGCUUAUUUUAGCUGUUCUUGUCCUGAUAUGGACUUGGUAUUUUAUAAAAUAGGGCUAUCUUCUGUAUACCACACUUACCUUGUCACAACACAACUGAUUAGCUCAAAUGCAUUAAGAAAGAAGGAAAGAAAUUCCACAAAUUAACUUGACAUGUCACACCUGUUAAUUGAAAUGCAUACCAGGACUACAUCAUGAAGCUGGUUGAGAGAAUGCCAGGUGUGUGCAAAGCUGUCAAUGCAAAGGGUGGCUACUUUGAAGAAUCGAAAAUAUGGUAUAGAUUUUGAUUUGUUAAACACUUUUUUUGGUUACUACAUGAUUCCAUAUGUGUUAUUUCAUAGUUUUGAUGGUUUCACUAUUUUUCUACAAUGUAGAAAUAGUAAAAAUCAAGAAAAACCCUUGAAUGAGUAGGUGUGUCCGAACUUUUGACUGGUACUGUAUAUAAAUCGUAUUCUUUAGAGGUGUAUGUCAAAUCGAGAGUCGGAAAUGGUGUUUGGGUUUUCUUCUCUUUUUUUUUUUUGCGGUUGAGUGACUUGAGACUUACGUUGUUGAUAGCUUUAUCUGAUUCAGGCUGAAGCUAAAAGCUGAUAGAUCUUCCUUAGAGGAAUGGAUUUACACAGCCAAUCAGAAUUAAUCUGUGCGCACACACACACACAUUACAGCUGGCCAGGAGCACUUCCAGAAUUGGCCUAGCCAAUCACAUGAUGUAAACUCUUUCUACUAGUUUUCCUUUGAGUUCACAGUUCACACAGAGGUCAAGGAGCCAUGGCAUUAGCUAAACCCACCGUUACACAAGAGCAUAGCAUCACACAGCCAAUGAUUUCUCAGGGCACAAACACACUAUGUGUGUGUUUUAAAAGGGAGCCAUGUGCCAAACAGUCUCUUCAGAUGAAGGGUGAAGUUGCACCUAGAUGCUGUUCUUGGGUCAGUUUUGCGUUUCCCACAUUCAUAGUUAAGCAUAGGAUUUGGGGAUGGCGAGCUGAUCCCAGAUCUAAACUUAGGGGCCACUUUUCCUCCAAGGAGCGUGUCUCCAUCUGCGAGCCAGGUCGUCGCAAGCCACAUCUCUCACACACAGUCCAAGACAUUGUGGCUUUGCCGCGUUUGUGUUCAAGGACAUAGAAAACAAUGUAGUUUAGGUGUACCUGCACCUGCCCAUUACAUUUAAAUAUAUUUGACGUUUGAUAUUCGAUUUAUUUUCGGUAUGGGCAACUUCAAAUUCCA